This is a messenger RNA of Saccoglossus kowalevskii, 3235 nucleotides long. Its product is annotated as A disintegrin and metalloproteinase with thrombospondin motifs 17-like. Gene Ontology annotation, biological process: proteolysis. NCBI's taxonomy places the organism in Eukaryota, Metazoa, Hemichordata, Enteropneusta, Harrimaniidae. Gene Ontology annotation, molecular function: metalloendopeptidase activity. The record is from RefSeq and is a predicted model, not a curated record.
ACUGGUCGCGCCGAUAGCGAAUUCUGUACAGUGGAUGACAUCACACCUAUGGCUCCAGCUGACGCUUGUUAAACACAAAACACGGAUUAUGCAUAGGACAAAUCAUGGUGAUAUUAUGAGCAACGUGUUACAGAUGAAUCAGUGCUCGGGUAGAGAGUCGAUGAACAGUCAUAUUUCAGACACCAGUCGCCCACUUCUAGGUCGGUCGUCAUAAUGGAUCUAACGCGCUGCUUGAACUGUGUCGUAUUGGUCGUGAUAUACUGUCUGUUGUGCCUAUCAAAGCCAUCAUUAGCUAAAUCGUCAGUAGACGUAGCAGGACUACAGUUCCAUCAUAAUUUGAAAGAAAGAGAUAUUCAGUUUUACUUUGGUACGCGUGAUCUCGACGAAGUUCCAGAAUAUGAGAUUGUUAAACCCGAACGAAAGAAGAGAAAUGCAAGACAAACCACGACAACCAUGCACCAUAAAAUCAACGCAUUUGGGGAAGAUUUCCUCUUAGACACUCGGCCAAACACUAAACUACUCAGCCCUGGUUUCCAUAUCCAUUACUCCGCCGGCAAUGGUUCUACUUGGCUUGAGACGUUACCUAGCAACCCGUGUUAUUAUGGACAUUCACAAAACCACGAAGACUCCAAGGCAUAUGUUGGAGUGUUUGACGAUCGAUUGAUUGGUUUGAUAAUGUACGGAAACUACACGGUGUACAUCCAGCCAGUGAAAUCAGAUCAUUACGACUAUAUCCCAAACACUGAAAGCGACAACGCCCAUAUAAUACAUAGGCGAAGCACUGCGCCCUCACAGGCCUUCCCAAAUCUGAGAACAAAGAGAAGUAGUUACGGACCCCAUUACGUCGAGUUACAAGUUGUAGCGGACUCCACUAUGUAUAGUUACCAUGGUGACGACACAGCUCAGUAUAUACUUUCUAUGUUGAAUGGGGUGGCUGCACUUUACGACGAUGAUUCCUUAGGCGUGGAUAUAACUCUGUACUUAACAAAACUAGAAAUAAUAGCUGGGCAAGAGCCAGAGGUUGUUGCUGACGCAGAUACUUCGCUGAACAGAUUCCGCAACUAUAUGAUACCAAAGUACAUUUCAGACGAAUCUAGUCCACUGCAUUUUGACAUAGCAGCACUCAUAACCAGGGUGGACCUUUCUUACAUGGGUGACUACAUGGCCACUGGUUUGGCUUAUAAAUACGGAGCAUGUAACCCUGGUGCAAUGUAUUCUAUCAGUGAAGACAGUGGACCAAUGGAAUUAGUGCUUACUUUAGCACAUGAAAUCGGACACAACCUUGGUAUGCGCCAUGAUGGGGAUCAAAACACCUGUGCUGACAGAGUCAACAUCAUGACGGGUUAUCCAGUAGGUGGGGUCAACUCAGAGAAAUGGUCAUGGUGUAGUGAUGCAGCUAUUAAACAAUUCUUAGAUUCUAACGAUUCUGGAUGUCUGAACCAACUACCAUCAUCUGGUAACAUACUGAAAAUUGAUUAUAAGAAUGAACCAGCACCGGGUUUAAUCUAUGGCACAGACCAGCAGUGUCAAAUGAUAUACGGAAACGAUGCUCUCGGGUGUACUGAUGUACAAAUCAGUGGCGAGGAAAAAUGUUUGAAACUAAGGUGCUUUCAAGCGUCCAAGAGUUCGUUCUGCUUAACUAACCCUCAACCUCCUUUAGAUGGCACCUCAUGUGGCAGUGAGAAGUGGUGCAAGAAGGGUAUAUGCGAGUAUAAACCGGUGUUAUCAGAAGGAGAAACUGGAUUACAGGAUGAAGAUGAAGAAGAGUGGUGGAUGAAUGAAGACAGCAGUCUAUUCUCUGAAUGGGAUGAAGAUGAUGAAUACAACCCUGGGCAGUAUCCUCCAGAAACAUCAACCAACAACGGAUAUCAACAACCAACAGAUUAUAACCCAGGUGCCGGUUAUCCUCAAGACCAAAAUAGCCAAGAAAAUGCUGGAUAUCCACAAUACCAAUAUAACCCGGAGACUGGAGACAAUACCGGAUAUCCACAAGACCAAAAUAACCCAGAAAAUUUUGGAUAUCCACAAGACCAAUAUAAUCCGGAGACUGGAGACAAUACCGGAUAUCCACAAGACCAAUAUAACCCGGAGACUGGAGAGAAUACUGGAUAUCCACAAGACCAAAAUAACCCAGAAAAUUUUGGAUAUCCACAAGACCAAUAUAACCCGGAGACUGGAGACAAUACCGGGUAUCCACAAGACCAAUAUAACCCGGAGACUGGAGACAAAACCGGAUAUCCACCAGAAGAACAAUUAAUUCCGACUGAACAACCAAUCACAACAGCAACCUAUCCAGCUUACCAGAUCGGUUGGAUAGUUGGCGAUUACAGCAACUGCAGUGCUGAGUGCAGUGGAGGAAACAAAACACGCACAGUGACUUGUGCCUGGUACAACAGCACAUACCAAAAGGAGUUGGACGAGAUAGUAUGCGCCAAUGUGGACAAACCAACAACCAGGGAAAGCUGCAACAAUUUGCCGUGCUUUUUAAAUUUUGAUUCACUGAAUACGAUGUUUGAAGAUCAAACUAUUAAAUUUGGUUCCAUCAUAUUUGGCUUAGUGCUCAUGGUGCUGGCAUCUUUGUUGGUGUUUGUAGGACUUUACAAAAAGUACAAAAAGUCUAAUCCGGACAAGACGUUUAGAUACAGCCAACUGAGCAAUAGAGACACAGACAUCUGAGAACUGCUUUAAUACAGACUUAUCCAUACUCAUUUCAUAUCAGCAGUAUAUCUGUAUGCAAUGCAAAAUUAAAGCACUACAGUUGCCAGGCCGCAUCACGAUCACUAUGACGAUGAAGGACUGCCUUUAUAGGGUGCCUGUUAUCAUGACGCAAGUUUGAUGCAACAAAAUUUGAAUGCACGCUGCACGGUGACUUUAGCGUUUCAACUCUAUAAUUAGAAAGAAUCUACAUAAAUAGAAGACGAUUUUUUUUAAACAUGAUUUUUUUGCUGUAUAUACAUGUAGUCCACAUUCAUCCUGUAUAGCGUAUGUACGCACAAAAUGUAAACAUAUCAACCGUCCAUCAUCAUGCGAAAAAACGAUGUUGAUUGAUAGAAGACUAGGUUCGAACAUCUAUCAUGUUGUUUAUUGUUAAAUUUUAACAAAAACUCUGUAAAUACGCUAUUUGAAAUAAUUCUAGGAUAAAUUAGAUUUGGGGAAUUGCUACAAAAUUUUUAAUUAUAUAAAGAUGUUUUGCAUUGUAUCAGAAAGAAGAAUAAAUGUUGGCUUUCAUGCUUUG